CUCGUUCCUCUAUCUAUCGAAACCUAGCCGUCGCUCUUGUCUUUUCAUCAUCUGAUACGUUUCCAUGGAUAAAAAUAAGUGGCUGAAGGAAUGCUCUGCAUCCACCACUACCGAUGUUGAAGCAGCCUCGAAGAAAUCUAAGAGAGAGUUUGAUGAUUCAGUGAUACUACUUCUUAAGAAGCAAAAGAAGGAAAUCGAUGAACUAACUAGUUCGUUGAAAUUGAUGUCCGAAGUUAUCAAAACACUGCAGGAUAAUUCAGUGACAAAGGCUGAUCUAGAGGAUAUUUUAUUGAAGGUGAAAGAAACCACAAAUAAGAAGGUGGAACCAGAGUGCGGUUUUGAAACUAGUGGUGCCGAGGGAAACAAUCAAGAGACCAUUUUGGUUAAGGGAUUUGAUUGUUCCUUCCCCAGGGAUGAUAUCAAGAGCUCACUGGAAAAACGUCAUUACUUGAAAGAUUACUUGAAAGAUUUCUGUGAAACUAGUGGUGGUCGUCGAUAUCGUAUACCAGACAGUGCGUUAAACUCCCCUAGUGCUGUUACAUGGCGUGAAGGGGAUGAUAGUAGUGAUGAAGAAGCAAUGGUGACCAACCACAGCUAGUAUUGCUACUCCUAUCGACUUAGCUACAUCAAAUCUUUUAUGUUCAUGUGUGUUUAACUUGAAAAUGAUAACUUAAGAUCAUAUCAUGAUAAAUGUUAUGAUAACUUUUAAAAACCAAACUACAUGUUAUAUAGUCGACUUAGUGCGUUGGUUGACCGAGUUGUUUGGUUGUCAAA
This is a messenger RNA of Capsella rubella, 774 nucleotides long. RefSeq lists its product as uncharacterized. The record is from RefSeq and is a predicted model, not a curated record. The transcript has 6 exons. Bases 65 to 598 code for a protein of 177 amino acids. Lineage: Eukaryota; Viridiplantae; Streptophyta; Magnoliopsida; Brassicales; Brassicaceae.